Molecule: messenger RNA, 785 nt
Organism: Leptosomus discolor (cuckoo roller)
Lineage: Eukaryota; Metazoa; Chordata; Aves; Leptosomiformes; Leptosomidae
Source: RefSeq, a predicted model, not a curated record
GUGACAGCACUAACUCAUGGUCCAUUUUGGGCUCCAUCCCUGUGUCCCAGCUGGUGAAGACGGCAGAACUGGACCCUCGGCAGAACUACCUAAUGGGAUUUCAUCCCCAUGGAGUCCUGGCAGCAGGAGCCUUUCUCAAUUUCUGCACAGAGGCGUCGGGCUUUUCCACUCUCUUCCCGGGCAUCACCCCACACCUGAUGAUGCUCUCCCUGUGGUUUCGCAUCCCGUUCUUCAGGGACUACUUGAUGAGCGGAGGCCUUGUCCCCUCCGACAAGGAGAGCGCAUCCCAUGUGCUGCAGAAGCCAGAGGGUGGGAAUGCGCUGGUCAUCAUCGUCGGUGGGGCGCAGGAGGCCCUGGAUGCCCGGCCAGGAUCCUACACCUUGCUGCUGAGGAACAGGAAGGGAUUUGUCCGCCUGGCCAUCGAGCACGGCACCCCGCUGGUCCCCAUCUUUUCCUUCGGGGAGAACGACCUCUUCGAGCAGGUGAGAAACCCCAAGGGCUCCUGGCUGCGGCAGCUCCAGCACCGGCUCCAGCAGAUCAUGGGCAUCUCCCUUCCCCUCUUCCACGCGCGAGGCAUCUUCCAGUACAGCUUCGGGCUGGUACCCUACCGGCGGCCCAUCUGCACCGUGGUUGGGAAGCCGAUUCCAGUGCAGAGGAAGCACAGACCCUCCGAGGAAGAGGUUGAUCAAGUCCAUCAGAAAUACCUAAAGGAAUUGUGCAAGCUCUUUGAGGAGCACAAAGCUAAAUAUAACAUCCCAGAAGACAGACACCUGGAAUUUAUAUAG